AUGGCUUUUCCUACUCUUCAUUUCUUUUUCACUACUAAGCCUAUCCUUUCUCUGUAUUUCUUCACUUUCUUGGUUCUAGGAUCUGCCCUUAUUUCAUCUGCUUCCAAGCUACCAGGCAAUGAGACCGACAUUAUAUCACUUCUUCAAUUCAAAAAAAUGAUCAAAGAAGAUCCGUUUGGUGUCAUGGCCUCGUGGAAUGAAACCAUCCAUUUCUGUGAGUGGCCUGGUGUUUUGUGUGGCCGCCGCCACCUUAGAGUCAUGUCCUUAAAUCUCAUGUCCUUGAAAUUGGUGGGAUCACUGCCUUCAUACAUUGGGAACUUGAGCUUUCUCAAGGCUUUGGACCUCCAAAACAAUAGUUUUUCAGUGAAAGUACUUGAUCUUUUGCACCAUGGAGCUUCUCGAAGUUUUGUUGCUGAGUGUGAGGUGCUGAAAAACACCAGACACCGGAAUCUUGUCGAGGUGCUAACUGCUUGCUCGGGGUUUGAUCUUCAAGGAAAUGAUUUUAAGGCUAUAGUUUAUGAAUACAUGGAUAGUGGAAACCUUGAGAAUUGGUUGCAUUUUAGUCCCCAAGAGAAUUCCCAGAUUGAAGACAAUAAAAGCUUAUGUUUUGUUGAAAGGUUAAACAUUCUCAUUGAUGUGGCAUGCGCUUUGGAUUAUCUUCAUAAUGAUUGUGAACCUGCAAUAAUCCACUGCGAUCUCAAGCCGAGUAAUGUUCUCCUGGAUAAAAACAUGACUGCACAUGUAAGUGAUUUUGGACUGGCAAGAUUUGUACAACAAAGGAUUCAAAGCUCUUCAUCAGACAACCACAGUCUUAUAGGAGUACAAGGAACUGUUGGAUAUGCACCUCCGGAAUAUGGUAUUGGAAGCAGGCCAUCAAAAGCAGGUGAUGUAUAUAGCUUUGGCAUACUAAUCUUAGAAAUGUUCACUGGGAAGAGACCUACGGAUGAAUUGUUCAAAGACGGCUUAAACCUUCAUAGCUACGCUAAGGCUGGUUUAGCAGACAGAGGAGUGGAGAUUGCAGAUCCCAAACUUGUCCAAGAAAGAGAUGAACAAACACAAAUGUGCUUAGUUUGUAUGUUCAAAGUUGGGGUUGCUUGUUCUGUGGAAUUCCCAGCAUAUAGAUUGAAGAUUCGUGAUGUUGUUGGUGAAUUAAAUAAAGCAAGGAAAUUCUUCUUGAUGCACUGA
This is a messenger RNA of Ipomoea nil (Japanese morning glory), 1185 nucleotides long. RefSeq names its product LRR receptor-like serine/threonine-protein kinase EFR. The coding region runs from base 1 to 1185 and encodes 394 amino acids. The transcript is spliced from 4 exons. The record is from RefSeq and is a predicted model, not a curated record. NCBI's taxonomy places the organism in Eukaryota, Viridiplantae, Streptophyta, Magnoliopsida, Solanales, Convolvulaceae. Gene Ontology annotation, molecular function: ATP binding; protein kinase activity. Gene Ontology annotation, biological process: protein phosphorylation.